AUGGCAUCAGUGUCUACUCAGCCACAGUUCCGGUACACGCAGCCACCGUCGAAGGUGCUUCAUUUGAGAAACUUGCCGUGGGAGUGUAUAGAAGAGGAGCUGAUUGAACUUGGGAAGCCAUUUGGUAAAGUUGUCAACACUAAGUGCAAUGUUGGAGCGAAUCGAAAUCAAGCUUUUAUUGAAUUUGCGGAUAUAAAUCAAGCCAUUGCGAUGAUAUCGUAUUAUGCAUCAUCAUCAGAGCCUGCUCAAGUGCGGGGGAAAACCGUGUAUUUGCAGUAUUCCAAUAGACAAGAAAUAGUGAAUAAUAAAACUGCUGCAGAUGUUGCUGGAAAUGUACUGUUGGUAACAAUUGAGGGAGAAGAUGCACGUCUUGUGAGCAUAGAUGUUUUGCACUUGGUUUUUUCGGCCUUUGGAUUUGUGCAUAAGAUUACUACUUUUGAGAAAACAGCCGGAUUUCAGGCACUGGUGCAAUUCUCAGAUGCUGAAACUGCCACUUCUGCAAAGGAUGCUUUGGAUGGAAGAAGCAUACCUAGCUACCUACUCCCUGGGCAUGUCGGACCUUGUACCCUUAAGAUCACAUAUUCUGGACAUUCAGACUUAAGUGUUAAGUUUCAGAGUCACAGAAGCAGAGACUACACUAAUCCUUACCUUCCUGUUGCUCAAUCAGCUAUGGAGGGAAACGGACAGUCUGUGAUGGGUUUGGAUGGGAAAAGACUUGAGGCUGAGAGUAAUGUUCUUCUUGCAUCAAUUGAAAACAUGCAGUAUGCUGUAACCUUGGAUGUCUUGCACACGGUUUUCUCUACUUUUGGACCCAUCCAAAAGAUUGCAAUGUUUGAUAAGAAUGGUGGUUUGCAGGCUCUGGUUCAGUACCCAGAUGUUCAGACAGCCAUUGUGGCCAAGGAAGCCUUGGAAGGACACUGCAUUUAUGAUGGGGGAUUUUGUAAGCUCCACCUCUCCUAUUCACGUCAUACUGAUUUGAGUAUAAAGGUCAAUAAUGACAGGAGCAGAGACUAUACCAUGCCCACUGCACCUCCACCAGUUAUGAACGCCCAGCCCUCAAUUUCAGGGCAACAACAAGCUCCAAUGACUGGUCCUCCUGCUCAACAGUACAAUACCACUCAGUACGCUCCAACGAACAACCAGAAUUUUAUACCCCAAUCUCAGGCUGGAUGGGGAGCAGCUCCACCACCACAACACGCAAUGCAGCGGAUGCAUCAUAAUCCUUACAUGCCACCUGGUACGAUGCCCCCACAAGCUGGCCCUGGAAUGAUGCAGUAUCCUGGUCACUAUCAAUAG
Lathyrus sativus (Indian pea) is the source of this 1296-nucleotide messenger RNA. Lineage: Eukaryota; Viridiplantae; Streptophyta; Magnoliopsida; Fabales; Fabaceae. The record is from the annotation of a GenBank genome assembly.